Hordeum vulgare subsp. vulgare (domesticated barley) is the source of this 1479-nucleotide messenger RNA. RefSeq names its product probable E3 ubiquitin-protein ligase ATL44. The transcript has a single exon. The record is from RefSeq and is a predicted model, not a curated record. Bases 499 to 1092 code for a protein of 197 amino acids. Lineage: Eukaryota; Viridiplantae; Streptophyta; Magnoliopsida; Poales; Poaceae.
GGAUCAAGCAAUACAACCAACUAUUUUUCAUCAAUCCCCUGUCUCUAACAAAGUUGAUAAGAAACACGUUAGCAUUUGAUUUAAACCGAGCAACCCCGAUGGGAUACGUGGGACUGUUGCUUAUAACACGAAGAAGAGUGCAGCAAAGCCAUCGCCAUCACCAUGAUGAUCUUGCGCACACGGCAGUAGAGUACGUGCCACACACUUCCUCCGGCGCACCGGAUUCCGGCGACGAGCGCCCGCCCACUGUCUCGGCCGACCACCCCCGGUUAUCCUCCACGCCCGGAAACACCGCGCGGCUUUAUCCGCACCCCGGACCCGGAGAAGGAAAGAAAAAAGCCACCAACGCCUCCUAUAAAAUCCUCCGGCCACUCGCUCCGAGCUACUCCCUCGCUAGCUUCCAGCACACACUUGUCACCUUCCUCCCCGCACCGCAUCCAGCUACCAGCUACCCCCGCCUCGCUCCCACCCCACCACACCCGGACAGACACUACUGACAUGACGACGCAGCUGCAGCAGCGGACGCCCAUGGUGGCCAGGAGGCUCCUGCAGGCGGCGGCGGAGGGCGUGUCCACGCCGGGCGCCCGGAUCAUCGCCGACGACCGGGACAUCGUCAUCAUCCUCGCCGCGCUGCUCUGCGCGCUCAUCACCGUCCUCGGCAUCGGCCUCGUCGCGCGCUGGUGCGCGUGCGGCGGCGCCGACGCCAGGGCGCGCGCCGCCGCCAACCGGGGCGUCAGGAAGUCGGUGCUCCGCGCCAUCCCCACCGUCGCCUACGUCUCCGCCGACGCCGGGGCCGGCAGCGGCAAGGGUAAGGAGGAGGCCGCCGCGGCGCCCGAGUGCGCCAUCUGCCUCGCCGAGUUCGAGGACGGCGAGGCCAUGCGCGUGCUGCCCCAGUGCGGCCACGCCUUCCACGCCGCCUGCAUCGACAAGUGGCUGCGCGGCCACUCCUCCUGCCCCUCCUGCCGCCGGAUCCUCGCCGUCCAGCUGCCUUCCGGACAGCGCUGCCAGCGCUGCGGCGCGCGGCCCGACCCCGCCGCCGCGACCUGGAAGCCGCCGGCCCACUACGGCGAGAUGCCGCCCUUCUUGCCGUAGCGGCCCGCGCGCGCCGGCUCCCUCCACAGAUCUGGGCGGGAGCUACGUACAUGCCGACCACCACCAGAGGAACCAACCAGUCGACAAGCCGUUUGGUUAAAUGUCCCGUCUCCUUCUCAUAAUCACCUCCCUCUGUUUACAUCAUCAGCAGUUCUCCUCACCGCCGAGCUGCAAAUGCAUAGCAUUUCUGAAUUUAGGACCCUGGUUUGCAGCCCUGCAGGUGGCGAUUAAGGUGUUGCCACCGCAUCUUAGUAAUCUUAGCAGCUUUGUACAUUUGUAAAUAGUAACUGUAAUUGCUCCCAAGGAGUAAUCAGCACCAUCGAUUAGGCUUAUGCGAAACUGUGAAUACCUUUCCUUUCCAUGAAUCCAUAUGGCUAAUUGUCCAAA